AGAGAGAGAGAGAGAGAGAGAGAGAGAGAGAGAGCAUCAGAAGAGAAGGUAGACAGACGUCCUACAGUCAUUUGAAGAUUUUCUUGCGCUCUGUAGACAUCAGCAUCCGUGCACAAGCCGCAGAGGAUUAAUCCUUCUUCUUUUACUCAUUUAUUUAACCUUAUGACCAGUACUUUAUGACUGUAUCAAAAAUAGUUUAUAGGUAUAUUAAAAAGGAUUUUGGGGUGGAGGGAAGUUUUUUUUUGGUCAGGACCCAUUUUUAGGGUCUCACUUCGAUACUUUUAAGACGAGUUUAAAAUUGUCAUAAUCUUUCCCACGUGCUUAUGCUAUAGUCUGACAAGUUCAAGGCAAUUUGUCAUUCUUUAAAAAACAACAACAACAAAAAAUUCUACAUCCAUAUAGACCUUUUUUGAAAAGCAAAGAUGUCAUCAUAGUUGUACUACGACUUAUUUCUAUUUGGAUGCAAAUUGAUUCAAUUCCCAAGUUUUCUUACCGUUAGGGAACUUUUACAGUUAAUGUGAGAGAUAAACUUCUGGAAAGUACAGCUGCAGUUCGGUCCAUCAUUUAGUGAAAUACCUGCAGAUCAGGGGAGAAGAUCAGUGCUGCUAUCAAAAAAAAGGGCUGAUAUCUACUCGAGCUUUCCAGGGCGCUCGUCGCAAUGCUCUUCGGGAGUUUGGACCUGGUGUCUGCGCUGGCCACGCUGGCCGCGUGCUUGGCCUCAGUGGCGCUCCUGAUCGCCGUGUCUCAGCAGCUCUGGCAGCUCCGAUGGACCGCCACGCGGGACAAAAACUGCAAGUUGCCUAUGCCAAAGGGCUCCAUGGGCUUUCCUGUCAUCGGCGAGACAUGCCAUUGGCUAGUUCAGGGUGCUGGGUUCCAUGCUUCAAGGAGGCAGAAGUAUGGUAACGUGUUUAAAACUCACUUGUUGGGCCGUCCAGUUAUCCGGGUGACAGGAGCAGAGAAUGUACGGAAGGUGUUGAUGGGGGAACACAGUCUGGUGAGUGUGGACUGGCCUCAGAGCACCAGCACUCUCCUAGGGCCCAACAGCCUUGCCAACUCCAUUGGAGACAUCCACCGCAAGAAGAGGAAGAUCUUCGCUAAAGUCUUCAGCCAUGAAGCACUAGAGAGCUACUUGCCUAAAAUCCAGCAGGUGAUCCAGGAGACUCUACGUGUGUGGAGCUCCAAUGCAAAUCCCAUCAAUGUGUACAGUGAGUCUCAGCACCUGUCCUUUCAGAUGGCCAUCCGGGUGCUCCUUGGUUUCCGCAUAUCCGAUGAAGAGAUGCACUUCCUUUUUAACACUUUCCAGGAGUUUGUGGACAAUGUUUUUUCAUUGCCCAUUGACUUGCCUUUUAGUGGCUACAGAAAGGGCAUUCGUGCAAGGGACACCCUUCAAAAGGCCAUAGAGAAAGCCAUCAGAGAGAAGCCAUUGUGUACACAGGGAAAGGACUAUAGUGAUGCCCUGGAUGUGCUUCUGGAGAGUGCUAAAGAGAAUGGGACAGAGCUUAGUAUGCAGGAGCUCAAGGAGUGCACCAUCGAGCUGAUUUUUGCUGCCUUUGCCACCACAGCAAGUGCCAGCACCUCUCUGGUCAUGCAGUUACUACGACACCCGGCGGUGUUGGAGAAGAUGCGUGAGGAGCUACGUAACUGUGGCCUUUUGCAUGAUGGCUGCUUGUCCCAGGGCGAACUGAGACUUGACAGCAUCUACAGCCUUAAGUACCUGGACUGUGUCAUCAAGGAGGUGUUGCGCCUCUUUGCACCAGUGUCAGGAGGCUACCGCACUGCCAUGCAGACCUUUGAACUUGACGGAGUGCAAGUUCCUAAGGGAUGGGGUGUAAUGUACAGCAUCCGAGACACUCAUGACACAUCAGCCGUUUUUAAGGACGUGGCUGCCUUUGACCCUGAUCGCUUCAGUGCAGAGCGCAGCGAGGAUCGCGAGGGCCGCUUCAAUUACCUGCCCUUCGGAGGUGGUGUGCGCUCAUGCCUGGGGAAACAGUUAGCCGUGCUCUUCCUUAAGCUGUUGGCUAUAGAGCUGGCCGGGGGAAGCCGCUUCGAGCUGGCCACACGGACGUUCCCACGUCUGAUCUCUGUCCCUGUGGUCCACCCUACCGAUGGCCUCCGAGUCAAGUUCUUUGGCUUGGAUUCCAACCAGAACCAGAUCAUGUCCAAGACAGACGAGAUGCUGGGUGCCGCUGUGUGAGAGGGGAAAAGUGGAAGAAUGGAUGAUUUUUAACAGAUAAUUUUUUUUUUUUUUAAGCGGCAAAAAUCUAGUGAGUUGAGAGAGACACUCUUCUUUGUCAGUUUCAAGAUGUCACUUUUUGUUUGCCAAAAAUGUACAGUCUAUCUUUUUCUAUAAAAAUAAAAAAGCAUAACAAAAAAAAGCAAUGCAAAGACCAUUAAGCGAUGCUAAGACCAUUUAGUGAUGCUGUGAGAGGGAGGGCACAAGAUGAAAAACAUUUUAAUAUACUGAAAGUUUCAAGAAGAAAGAGGGAUGUUAUGUGUGUCCAGAUAAGUCGAUUUCACAGGGUAUGGGCAAGUGUGUGCUCACAGUGAAGUGAGGACAUGAAGAAUCAUUCUUAUUACAGCCUGAGGUCUAGUACAGGGGUAUCUUUCAGGGUUUGUGCGUGUGUGUUGCUUGUUCUUUUUUAUGUAUGUCUGUUAAACAAAUACUUAUCUAUAUGUACGCAUGUUUUUGGUCAUUUGUGUGUGUGUGUGUGUGUGUGUGUGUGUGUGUGUGUGUGUGUGUGUGUGUGUGAGACUGUGUGAAUGAGUGUGCGUGGGUGUACCUAUUUGGAGGUAGGGUGGCUUCAGGCAUUUAGGAAUGUAGAAAACAGUGUAAGCUAGAAAGAAUUAGAGGAGGGUGUAAUUACUCAGGUGUGUACGUAGAACAGGAAGACUAUCUAGACUAAUCCAACACUAUGUUGUUUCUGUACCUGCACAUAAGUGACAAUUUAUUAUCAUAUUAUUACAAACAGAGUGUGUGUUUGUGUAUGAAUGUGUGUGAGAAUGAAAAAGAGAAAGAGAGAACAUAAAAAAUGCUCAACCUGUGUGUUAUUAUAAUUGUUUUGUUUUCUGUUUUUUUAUUUUAUUGUAUUGAUGUCAUGUUGAAUUUUCUUCGUGUUGUCUCCAUGAUGUCAGGUUGCAUCAGGUGUAUGUGUGUCUGAAUAGACACAAGACUCUCAAAACAAGCUGAAUUUUGGGGACAAAGACUAAGUUCAUACUGCAAAGUAUAGAUUCCGAAAAGAUCACUACAGAACACAGAGUUUGCAGGCCACCAUAUUUGCUGCUUGAGAGUCAGGAUGUUAUUCACGUGUCUGAGCAGAGCACUGUCUGGCCUCUGCUGAGUGGGACUGUUCUUUUUCCUGCUGCUCCACCUUGCAACACUAUGAUGCAAAUUGAUAAAAAGGUCAGAUUUGCCAAUCAUAAGUGUGUUGUUUUUUGUCAAAUUUAACCUUCAAUGCCACUUCACAUGAACUCUUUUCGUGAGUGACUUGCAGUAAGAUUGAAAGAGAGGAUCACUAGAACCUUUGGUGGAAUAAAAAAAAAAACCCUAUGGAAGAUCUUUAUCACUUCUUUCACACAUCAUACGUAGAAUUAUUUUUGUUGGAUAAAACAUGCCACUGAUCUUUCUAUUAUUAAUAUUUGAAUGAAAUGAAAUAAAAUCUGCUGCUUCAAAUGUACCGCUUUCUAACAGGAAGUAGAUGGCUACAGUAGUGUGCAAGUGAAGUUUGUCUGGUCUACAUGCAAAUGAUGAUUGUGUAGGCAAAUAGAAAUUGGGAAAUCAUUGCAUUAUCUAAUAUUGUAAUAUUAUUACUAUUAAUAUUAUUGUAAUAAAUAUUAUUUUAAGUGUUAUUUUUGUUAUUUUCCAGAAUAGAGUUCUAGUAUAAAUAAAGUUUGUUGGUAAAUAUUAUUAUAUUUAGAAUGACACGAAUGGCAGUUAUAUUGUAAACAGUGUUUAAAAUGUUAAUAUGAUUUAUGUUAUUGUAAUUAUUCUAUUAUCUUUAUUACCAUCAUUACAUUAGUUAAUAUUAAUAAACACAAAAGCACUUGUGGGGUAUGUUUAUAUUUGAGUGCCAUGCGACUACAUGUUGAUUAUUGAGUUUGUCUGUACAUAAUAUUUUAUUUUCUCUUUUUACAAAUCCACAUUUCACUUAGUUUAAAUAUAAAUGUUUUAUCGCCCUUUCCUUUUUUUUGUUACAAUGGUUCUUAAAUGUACUUGGCAAUUUUAUAAACCCCUGUAAUAAACUAUAAUGUGAAAAGCCACUA
Messenger RNA from Silurus meridionalis, 4260 nucleotides. It is a transcript of the gene cyp26b1, whose product is annotated as cytochrome P450 26B1. Lineage: Eukaryota; Metazoa; Chordata; Actinopteri; Siluriformes; Siluridae. The transcript is spliced from 6 exons. Bases 659 to 2194 code for a protein of 511 amino acids. The record is from RefSeq and is a predicted model, not a curated record. Gene Ontology annotation, molecular function: oxidoreductase activity, acting on paired donors, with incorporation or reduction of molecular oxygen; monooxygenase activity; iron ion binding. Gene Ontology annotation, biological process: sterol metabolic process.